Porites lobata is the source of this 1537-nucleotide messenger RNA. The record is from the annotation of a GenBank genome assembly. NCBI's taxonomy places the organism in Eukaryota, Metazoa, Cnidaria, Anthozoa, Scleractinia, Poritidae.
AUGGCCGGGGUUUUCAGCAAACAACGAUUUGGUUUUGCAAGUGAAACAACGAUUGAAGAGCUAAAAAAGUUUUCCAAAAACCCAAACACAGUAAAGAGUACGUCUUUCUGGCUGAAUGUAUGGGAGACGUGGUGCAAACAGAAAAAUAUUGUCAACAAAAUCGAGGAAAACGAGCCAGAAAAACUAAACAAGCUACUUGAAACAUUCUACGCUGAAGUAAAAAAAAAAAACGGUGACGACUACGAGCCAGACAGCUUAAGAGUGAUGAUAGCUGCACUUGAUAGACAUUUAAACGAGAAAGGAUACAAGUUUUCCUUCAUAAGAGACAGGGAGUUCCACUCUUCCAAGCAAGUUUUAGAGGGGAAAGCUCGGCAGCUUCGCCAAUCUGGUAUGGGCAAACGUCCAAAUAAAGCCAGAAGUUUAACUGAGGAAGAAGAAGAGGUGCUGUGGGAGGCAGAAAAAUUUGGUUCCAAAACUCCAGAAGCGCUUAUUUCUUCUAUGUGGUGGCUUUUGACGCAGUUCUUUGGUCUCCGCGGCCGUCAAGAACACCACGCAAUGAAAAUGGAAGAUUUUCAACUCUGCAAAAAUGACGAAGGUAUGGAGUUCGUGCAGUUUACCGAAGGUCCAACGAAGACCAGACAGGGCGGACUGCAGAGCAAGAACAGAGACUUUCAGCCCCGAAUGUUCUCUGUUGGAGGAGAAAGGUGUCCGGUUGCUAUCUUCAAGCAGUUUGUCGAGCGAAGACCACUAAACAUGCGAUGGUCAGGUCCUUUCUACCUCAGUAUCAAAAGAAACCGAACGCUGAAUGACGGUUGCUAUCUUCAAGCAGUUUGUCGAGCGAAGACCACUAAACAUGCGAUGGUCAGGUCCUUUCUACCUCAGUAUCAAAAGAAACCGAACACAGAAUGACAACAUCCGGUUCAAAACUCAACCAAUGGGCGUAAACACGAUUAGCAACAUGAUGAAAACAAGUGUGGCGGGUACUAGCCUUGAAGAAAGUCACAAAAAGUUCACGAAUCACAGUGCUAGAAAGACAACAGUGAGCAAGCUAAAGAAAGCAAACGUUGAACGCUCAGAUAUUGUGAAGGUCACAGGCCACCGAAGCGUACAAUCCCUUGACGAUUACGACGAAGCCGACGAGGAAGAGCAACGACGACUUUCCAGUGCAAUAUCCAAACGAAAUUAUGAAAACCCCAGUGCUGAGAAAAAGCGAAUGGCAGUUUCCGACAUCACAACAACUGUGGCUCCACUCGCUCCGGUAAACACGAAAGUGCCCGUACCACACACAUUGGCCGGCCCAUCGAUGACAGCGACGAAAGAAAACCAAUUCCCUCCAUCACUUUCAGGUUUUCAAGCUCAGAAUUUCUCCGUGAAUCCAACCAUGAUGAGGUCCCAGGAACAGACCAUGAUGAACACGUUCAACAACUGUCAAGUGUCUUUCAUCAUUGGCCGCUCGAAGCGAGCUCCUGAGAUUUCAAAACGACAGCCCACUUCUUGUAAACGCCGAGCGUUCAUUAUUGAGGAUGAUUCUGAUUGA